Molecule: messenger RNA, 22649 nt
Organism: Coregonus sp. 'balchen'
Lineage: Eukaryota; Metazoa; Chordata; Actinopteri; Salmoniformes; Salmonidae
Source: the annotation of a GenBank genome assembly
ACUUAAAACGAUUGUUUGCGGACCGUUAUGACAUCAUAGAAGAAGAAGAAGACUCGCUAAUCUUGCUAAUUUUAAUUUCUUAGAUUCGCUUGUGUAGCUGCCUUACCAGUGAUGAGAACUGUUUUGCCAUCCAGUCUUUUCAAGUCCGUGCAAUACCUCCUCUUUUUCAUCCAUUUCAAAAACAAAAAGGAAACUAAUGAAGCGAUAAUCGUCUACCAAACAUACAUUUCAGUAAACUACAUUAGCUGGUUAGCGACAUAAAUGGACUGAAAACGGUCUAGCAUUCUGUUCGGAGACAUCAUCAUGCACGACGAGAAAUCCAUGACUCGUUUUAGCGACAGCCAAUAACGAAAUCCCAACCAAAUAAUAAUAGAAAACGGCUAAAAUAACUUAUUUCAAUAUAUCUUGAGAGCCAACAGGCUAACCUGCUAGUUUACAGGGGCUGUAAAAUGUGCAAUUGCGCAUGCGUGGAAACCGUGCCCUUUCGCUUAUUAGCACGAGACCGUUGAAAGCGCUACAAUGUUGCAGGAAAAACGUAUAAAGUUAUCGAACUGUAAUUCGAAGGCUAUUUAAUCUAUUUAAAUAUGACUUAUAUUUACCUUUUUUGCAACCUUUUAUUCUCUAAAAUAACAACAAGUUACACUGCAGCGCGAUACACUUCUCUACUAGAAGUAAACAUGUGUCAGUGCCAUAUUCUGUUAAAGAAUAACAGUGCGUGACACACUUGCCUGGAGCCAAAUAUUAAUUAUCGGAAAGACCUUUGUUACUUUCAGAACACCGCAAAUGCAGGUCUUUCUGAAUGCCACAUCGUCAUAACAGUGUGCUGAUAAAAAUGAAUAGACAGGGAAAGUAUGUAGAACAGCUGUCUACUAUGAGGUUUAAGUGGAGACAGAGCGUCUUGCUCUUAGCAGUGAUACUUGGAUGCAUUUCCGAAAUAACUGGUAAGUUACCAUUCUUCAAGUUAAAUAUGUAUAUAAAAGUUUAAGAAGAAAUUUAAUUCUGUCAAGUAGAUACAUUAUUACUGGGUUAAAAGCUCUUAACACGCAAGUACAGAGUCCCAACAAAACUUGAUUGUCAAUAACAGUUGUGAACGUGAGAUUGACGAAUGUAUUUCUAAACAGUAGAUUCAUUACCAGAGAACUAUACGUAUUAAUGUUCAGGAGAUAACAUAACUACUUCUUGAACAGUAUCAGAUAGGGCUAAUCGAUUUGAUUGUCCUACUAUUGUAUUAUUUUGCAUAUGAAAACUGCUUAUAAAUAUUUACUUGGCCUAGUGUUUAUUUUCCAUUAAAAUCCCUUUUAUUAAUUUUUUUACAUACUGUAGGCUACUGCAUAUAAUUAACUAGUACACAAACAUAUUAUUUAUAAUGACCUGAAAAUAUACUGAACAAAAAUAUACGCAAGGAAGGAUAAACGCAACUGUAAAUAAACGCAACAUGCAACAAUUUCAAAGAAUUUGCUGAGUUAAAGUUCAUAUGAGGAACUCAGUCAGUUGAAAUAAAUUCAUUAGGCCCUAAUCUAUGGAUUUCACAUGACUGGGAAUACAGAUAUGCAUCUGUUGAUCACAGAUACCUUUUAAAAAAUGGCCCUCACAAUGGGCCUCAGGAUCUCGUCACAAUAUUUCUGUGCAUUCAAAUUGCCACCGAUAAAAUGCAAUUGUGUUCGUUCUCCAUAGCUUAUGCCUGCCCAUACCAUAACUCCACCGCCACCAUGGCACACUCUGUUCACAACGUUGACAUCAGCAAACCCCUCUCCCACACAACUCCAUACACGUGUUCUGCGGUUGUGAGGCCAGUUGGACCUACUGCCAAAUUCUCUAAAAUGACGUUGGAGGCGGCUUAUGGUAGAGAAAUUAACAUUAAAUUCUCUGGCAACAGCUCUGGUGGACAUUCCAAUUGCACGCUCCCUCUAUUUGAGACAUCUGUGGCAUUGUUGUGUGACAAAACUGCACAUUUUAGAGUGGCCUUUUAUUGUCCCCAGCACAAGGUGCACCUGUUUUAAUGAUCAUGCUGUUUAAGUUGAGGAGAGACUGACUGCAUCACUUCUUCAUUUUAUAAGAAACAUUAAUGUGUUGAAAAUCCCAAAUUGUUUGCAUAGUCAACUUACACACAGCUCUGACACACCCACUUACCCCACCAGACAUGCCACCAGGGGUCUUUUCACAGUCCCCAAAUCCAGAACAAAUUCAAGAAAGCGUACAGUAUUAUAUAGAGCCAUUAUUGCAUGGAACUCCGUUCCAUCUCAUAUUGCUCAAAUAAAGAGCAAACCUGGUUUCAAAAAGCAGGUAAAGCAACACCUCACGUCACAACGCCUCUCCCCUAUUUGACCUAGGUAGUUUGUGUGUAUGUAUUGAUAUGUAGGCUACGUGUGCCUUUAAAAUGUAUGUAGUUUCUUUCCUUGAGCUGUUCUUGUCUAUUCAUGUUCUCUAUUAUGUCAUUUUUCAUGUUUUGUGUGGACCCCAGGAAGAGUAGCUGCUGCUUUUGCAACAGCUAAUGGGGAUCCUAAUAAAAUACCAAAUCAGCUUCUUGAUAUGCCACACCUGUCAGGUGGAUGGAUUAUCUUGGCAAAGGAGAACUGCUCACUAACAGGGAUGUAAACAAAUUAAUGCACAACAUUUUAUAGAAAUAAGCUUUUUGUGCGUCCGGAAAAUUUCUGGGAUCUUUUAUUUCAGCUCAUGAAACACUUUACAUGUUGUGUUUAUAUUUUUGUUCAGUGUAGUUUAUACAUUUCAUUUGCUUAUAAGAAAUCACGCAGCUGACCAAAUUACGUGAAAUUUUAGUUCUGUGUUAACCGAGAUUAAUACGAUUCAGAUACCAACUACUGUAAUUGUUACCAUAGUAUUGUAUGUUAAAAAAACAAACAAGUUAAAACAAAAUAGUUAUCUUUUGAGUAAGAUAAGAAGAUGUAUCUUUCUUCAGGUCAAUCAUGUGAGGGACAGUGUGGUGAAACAUGGGAGACGUGUUCAUGCCAUGCUACAUGUGUGUCCCUACUGAGCUGCUGUGGAGAUUACAGGCAGUACUGUCUCCAGAUCUCCCCGUACUCAGGGACCAUGAUGGGUGGAAGUGUCUUCUCUAUUCUCAAUGCCACCUUCUAUCCAAGCAAGCAAGAGCAGCUCACCUGCAGGUAGGUGUGGGUCACGCACACACACACACACACACACACACACAUUCUCUCUUACACAACAACAGAGCGGUCUGGUCAUGAGAUAACUGUGGGAGGUAAACAUCUAUGUAGCGUCUAGCUGUAGUGACCUUUGUAACACAUAUUGACACGUUUGAGAUAUGUCAUGGGUUAACCCUGGACUAUCAUGGGUUAACCCUGGGCUCUUAAAUCCUUAACUCAACUCUGUGGUUGGACCCUAUAAAGUCAAUAUCUUGAAAGAUACCAAUUAGUUUAGUGUGUAAACAGCUUAUCCUACCCAACUCCUAACUGUAACCGUUAGUAUGAAGUGACAACUGACCUUACUUUAAAUCAGUUUCUACCAGGGGGAACCUCAUCCUUCCUUACUGUAAAUCAGUUUCUACCAGGGGCAACAUCAUCCUUCCUUACUGUAAAUCAGUUUCUACCAGGAGCAACCUCAUCUUUCCUUACUGUAAAUCAGUUUCUACCAGGGGGAACCUCAUCCUUCCUUACUGUAAAUCAGUUUCUACCAGGGGCAACAUCAUCCUUCCUUACUGUAAAUCAGUUUCUACCAGGAGCAACCUCAUCUUUCCUUACUGUAAAUCAGUUUCUACCAUGGGCAACCUCAUCCUCCUUUACUGUAAAUCAGUUUCUACCAUGGGCAACCUCAUCCUUCUUUACUGUAAAUCAGUUUCUACCAGGGGCAACCUCAUCCUUCCUUACUGUAAAUCAGUUUCUACCAGGGGCAACUUCAUCCUUCCUUACUGUAAAUCAGUUUCUUUCCAGGGGCAACCUCAUCCUUCCUUACUGUAAAUCAGUUUCUACCAGGGGCAACCUCACCUUCCUUACUGUAAAUCAGUUUCUUCCAGGGGCAACUUCAUCCCUUCCUUACUGUAAAUCAGUUUCUACCAUGGGAAACUUCAUCCCUUCCUUACUGUAAAUCAGUUUCUACCAGGAGCAACCUCAUCUUUCCUUACUGUAAAUCAGUUUCUACCAUGGGCAACCUCAUCCUUCUUUACUGUAAAUCAGUUUCUACCAUGGGCAACCUCAUCCUUCUUUACUGUAAAUCAGUUUCUACCAGGGGCAACUUCAUCCUUCCUUACUGUAAAUCAGUUUCUUUCCAGGGGCAACCUCACCUUCCUUACUGUAAAUCAGUUUCUACCAUGGGCAACCUGUUAAGUGAAUUAUUUAACAAACUAUUUUAGUGUCUCUGUGCGUCUCCCAAAAGGUUGUAAGUCUUUUGGGAUUUAAGUAACGCCCAGAGUCCCGGUCUGCAUGGUCAGAGAUAUUUAUUCAUUGAGAAUUCUGCCAUCACAAUUUCAGAGUCCAUCUUUUAUACUCAUACGUCAUACAAAAAGAAAUCCCUUCCCUCUGUAGGCGGGCUGUAGUUUUCCACUCUAAAACUGCUCUACUGACCUUCAGUUCACACACACACACAUAUACACACAUGCAUACACACAUACAUACACACACACACACACACAUAUCCUACUCCCUGCUUUACUCAGUUAUUGCCGUUCUCACAAUAUUCUGCACCAUGUUUUCAUAAGUUUCUCCCCUCCCUAAAUUGGGAGGCCUCUUUAUCUUAGUUUCUCAGUUGUCUUUGUUGUCUGGCCUGACUCUUACUCACAUUGCUAAAUAAUGGCUCAAUGCCAUAGCCUUUACUGGUCCUACACUCACACAUUAUACACAGUUUCAGGGUGUAAUAAUUAGUCAUUAAUAAUUAAUCUAUCAAUUCCACCCUUUGACUAAAUAUUACACACAUACAAAAUAUAUGUUGUUAUAGAAAUGAAUCACACUCAUUGAAGUAUAUAAGUUGGUUUGCAUAUUAAAACAUUACAGGUUCAUCAGGGUUACCCCAUGAUUAAAAGCAUAACGUUACUUUUUAGCAAUGGUAACUAGUACAUCAUACUUAAAACGAGACUUUAAUACACAAAAGAUCAUUACAAUAACUUUUAAACUAGAGAUUUAUAGUUCUAGGAAAACAUCCAGUCUCAAAUUAUCUGGAUCGUCGUCGUCCUCCACCAAGCCUGGUAGGUCAUAUCCUUCAGUCGGAGUCCGGGAUUGGGCCGUAUCUCACCAUCUGUUGGGAAACUGCCUUGCUCACCAACCCUCAGACACAGGGAAUAAGACAACAUCCACAAAGAACAAGUAUACUCAUAGAAGCUAUAACUUCACCCAGAAUAGUUACAACAAUAGUUUUCCAUUUACCAAAUAUGUUAUCAAACUAACCGUUUAGGGAGCUAUCAAUACCAGAGUUCUCAGCCAGUUCGUUCGCCAGCGUGGUGAGUCCCUGAAGCGCUUUGGUCACGGACCCGUCCGGUGCUGUAUUGUUUGGGGAUGAAAGUACAGCACAUAGAUCCAAACAGAACACAAACCCCGUCCCGCUCAGCCAAAAGCAUAUCUAAAGCUGUUCUAUUCUGCCAUGUCAUUAAGCUAGUUGCCGCUGUCUGCUCAGCUAAUCCCUUUAUUGCAUCACAAGUGUGGUUUAUAAAUCUUUGCUGGUUAUAGUAAACAUAAUUCAUCCAAUCUACGUUUUUAUUAAUUGUUGACCACCAGAAAAUACUUGAUUCAAACCCAGCUGCGAUCUGAUUCCUAGCUUUGAAUUGUUCUGGAACCCCUCGAGGUACUCCUAUCCCAUCAAUAUAUAUAUAUCCUUUCAUCAAAGGAUCCCGGGAGGAGGUUCUACUUUCUACGUGACAACUCACCAGUCUCUGACACGUUUGAUUGUUUGCGUAUGUAGGUGAGUUCACAAUCAGUUAUCACCACACAACCAUCAGAUGUCAAUACGGGCCUGGUUUUGGUUCCUAAAAUCCUCUGGCUGCAACAAAGAGGAGAGAUUAGUCAUGGUCUCUUUAGGUGUGACAUUCUCUGUGUGGGAGCAGGAGCUAAGAUGCCUUACCCUGUAUCCUAUCUUAUUAGUCAUAGAAAAACAAUAAGAAUCCCCUGUGACUUCAAACUGAGGCAACCCAGGUCGGGAUGACUUUGUUAUGGGGGGUACAGAUAGUGCAAGUUACUACAAGACUCUUUCACCACAUUCCCAGGUGGCUUGCAUGGAACCUGACAGAGAGUUAAAGCCUGUCAAGGGGAACGGAGUAGUUGUUAACCUUGGUUUGGCUGUCCUACAGGCAUAACAGUCCUCUUUAGACUGUAUACUGAAUCCAUUCCAACCACAGGUUAAAAUCUAUUUACUCCGUCUCCAUCUGUACUACUUCCUUCAGGUCUAUAGUUUGCACUGUCUCACUACCUCCCUCAGAGAGGUUUACUCUAUAGGGUGCCCCAGUUGAAGAAGAUAUCUCACUUGUCAGGUCUGUAAUCUGUUUUAGCAUAAUUCAGACUUUCAGACAGUACCUACCCUCAUAUGGGUCGCACUGCCAUUUCUGAUAAUUCCCUACUUUCACAAUACUACACCUGUCCCUAAACUGUGUAUGGAGAUUGACAUAUCCCCCCCCCCGCUUGGUAUAAGCAACUACAUAGUCCCAGGAUGUACAUGGUGACAUACAUAUGGUGAUGUCCUUCCCUAAAGUCCCUAGUAUUUCCCCUUUCCCUACGUCUAGCUGUCUCCUAUGCCUUUUCAACUUGUGUUAGGUUAACUACCACUUCUGGCUGAAACAGGAGGGUCCAUGUGUGUUAGGAAUAUGGCCCCCACAAUCAGACAGCUACCUACCGUCGGGAGACCUGUGAAUCCCCACCCUUGCCCUGAGAACAUGUCAGAUGCCAGAGGCCAACCCAUUGCUUCACCUUCUACCGAACUCACACAGGGAUGAUCAGACAGGGUAAGGGAAUCUUCGUUAAGGAGCCAACCCCCGGACCCUUGUGGUUAUCGGAUCUUUCUCCUAACUCUGUGUUUGUUCGUCAGGUGUAGCUGGUUUUGCCUUUUUACAGUGUGUGACAUGCACCCAGAUGGAUCUCUCAGCUGUUCUGCUGGCAAAGGCAGUACUUGGUAGGGCCCUUCCCGCCAGGCCUGCUUCAGUCUCCUGGUUAGAUAGAGUGGGUCACCUUCUCCUUUAAUUCACCUGUGGGGGCACAAAACCUCUGACAUACAGGUGUGGUUAAUAAACGACCUUCUCACGUGUUCUGCUAGGGUGCUCUCUAGUUCUAUGUCUGCCUGUCUGGUUCUGCCAACUGUGGCAUUCUGUAAGGUCUUCCAAACACUUUCUCAAAGGGGGAUAACCCAUUUUAUCUGGGGUUACUCUAAAUUUCUUCCCUUCACUCCGUGAUAACACUAUAAAAUCCAUUUCCAAUUGCUGGAAAGGGUACUUAGCCGGAGGAUACUCACCCUGAGGUGCCCUUUGUCUGCCCUGGUGAUUAGUUUGAGCACAGAUAACACAUAUUUUUAAAAAAAAAUAAUUAGUAAUCCCAUGUGCAACAAAGUGUUGUCUAAUCUGUUCUACCAUCCAUCCCUCCUUUUGACACAUGUCACUGCCCAUGUGUCAAUAUUAUCACCUACCUAACAAUCACUUAGGUAAUAUUGGUAAUUUAUCAUCCAAUUGCCAUCCCUUAUUUUUAUUUAUUGGUAAAAUAAACUAUCUUUAAGUCCUCCUCUCAUGCCUUUAGAAUUUACCAGUGUGGAUGAUUAAUUAACACCAGAAAGUUAAAACAGAGUUCAGAGGCAAUUGAAAUUCCAUCCCAUAGUAUACCAAACAUUACCAUUAUUCUAAAUAUUUAAUAAAUGUUACUUAUCCCAAGUGUUCAUUAAUCCUCAUGACAUUCAUUCUCAUAAGAAAUCAUAUAUACCCCAAACUCAGCAAAAACCUAAAAAACUCCAUAAAAUUCACUGUGUGCUCCUCUAAGACCUAUCACCCUUGACCUGCUGAAAACCCCCCAAAAUUGAAACAACAAGGCUUUAUAAACAUCAUACUAGGUGUGUUGUUUUUUAUUUGAAAACCCCAAUUAAAAAACAACAACCAAACAGCCAGGUCAUGAGGACUCCUGAUUUCUCUCUUCCCCUUCUGCCUACAGUUUCUUAACUGGUGCCCUUUCCUUGCACAGUAACUACACGGUUCCUCACAUUCUCUAGCAAAAUGUCCCGUUUUGUCACAAUUGUAACACUUCCACUCACUCCUGUCUCCACUAUUACCAUUUCCUUCUUGUCUGUCUUUGCUACCGUAACCUCUCUUCUCUCCUAGCUAUUGACUAAUAGUCUCACUGUCUCUAAUUCAACACAAAACCCCAUCAUCCAAUGUACUCCCAGCAGAACUGGAAAAAAAACAAAACAGACUGUGAUUUCCAGGACACUGCACCUUUGUUUCUGGCCUCACUAUCUCCCCGGGAAUUGGCCCUCCCUCAAGGUCCCUCCCAAUCUGCUCUUGGUAAACUGCAAACCUUUUAUUGCUUCUGGUUUCAUAGGGUAUUGCUUCUGAUAUAGCCUAUGAUUAGAUUUGGGUAUCACCUGUACUGGAAUUACCCCUUUUAUUAAUCCUACGUCUGCUGGACCCUGGGACCACAAAUGCUCUGGAACUUCUUUUAAGUCUGACUCCUGUUGUUCUGUCAACAGGUAUUCCUCUCCUCAGCAUCUGCUAUUCUCAUCUAAAUGUACUAUCUGUGGAUGGGCUGUGUUGAUCGCCACUCACAAUAUUGACCCAAUCAGUGAUCCUCUUGCCCUUGGAUACCCACUGGCCCAUGUCUUUCCAGUCCUCUGCUGGCUCCUUUGCUAGGGACACAUGUGGGCUCCAUAUUUCCCUGAACAGUCUCUGACUUUGGGGCCCUAUUUCCACCUCCACUACUGCGUGGGUGUUGUCAUAGUAAAACCAUUUCAAGGCUAUAGUCCUUUCUGUGGUUUUAAACAGAGCUUCCUCAUAUUCUUUACUAGGGACAGAGUGUGUAUUAUACCACAGAGUACAAUGUAAGUCAUCCUCAGUCAUUUUAGGUGAGUCAGGUACUAGGGUUUUAGUCAAGUCUACUAAGGUCUUUGGUAUGUCUGAGUUACCUCCCCUCAACAGGUCCUGGCUAUACCAAUAACAUGGUUCCCCUUCACCACUUACAACCAUAUUAUCCUUUAUCACAUGAGCCUGCAUUCCCCUCACUGUCGGUCUUACUUCUAUGUUUAACUGCGUCAUCUCAUCUCUUCCCAAUAGAUUAACAGGACAUUGUACUGAAAUCAGUACAGGCAGAGUAGCUUCACUCCCUGUCUUUACAUGUUUCAGUGUUACUGGUGCAGACAGCUGUUCAAUACCUUUAUGACCAGAGGCUGAUCGCACUAUAAUUUUUUCUCCAUUAAUGUCAAUUCCCUCUGGUGCAUUAUCUUUACAAAUACAGGUUCGGUCUGCCCCAGUAUCACAGAGAAAUGUUAUCUUUUUACCCAUUACUGUCAAUGUUAGGUAUGGUUUCUGUUCCUGUUGUAAUGCCAAAUCUACAAGAGACAGAUCAAACACCUCCAGUUCUCUCUCCUGCUUCUCCUUUUCUCUCCUGUCUGACUUUCUCUGCCCUUGUCCUGUACUUCCUCUAUCUCUGGCUCUUCCUCACCUUCAUCUUCCCUUCCUCCUCCAGCCCCUUCUUCCUCAUAGGGAGGUGGGGCCGGUUGGGGGCAACAUUAUUCCCCUGCACUCUCCUUCUCCUCCCUACGUAUUCAUCAUCUGGAUUUUCUCUCCAUGCCUGGUCUGCCAAGUUUGGAUAUAACCUUUCUGCCCUCUGCUCUGGGGGAGGCACGGAGACCUCAACCUUCACUUCUCUUUUCUUCCUGCCUUAUCUCCUCUCUCUCCUAAGUUUCUAGUUCUACCCGCCAUCUCUCCCAGAGUGGCAAUUAGUUACUCUGCAUCUUCCUCUUCUUUCUUGGCUCUGUCCUGUCUGUUAUUCUGCUCAUGAUGGAUUGCAUGUCUCUCUGAGGCUAUUACACAAUUCAGUUAUUUUCCCAACAUACUCUCCGUAAUCGGCCCAUGGCAAAAGUGUCCUCUGGGCAUCCCCUGAAACCCACUGCCCUCUAACGGCAGCCCAAACCUUACUAUUCCUGUUUCGGGGUGGGUCAUUCCUUCUACCGCUCUGGCCACGUCCUCUGUGUUCAUGGCCUGUCUGCUAAAUGGCAUAUUAUUAUUAUUACUGUAUACAUCUAAGGUUGCUGGGGCCCCUUUCAUUCCCCGCCAAUAGAUUAGGUAAGGCUAUCAGUGGGUACUGGCCCCCCUCCUACUCUCUCUCUCUCUCACUGCUUAUUUCUCCUUUACACACCUUAUGUAUCUGUUUAAGCAUGGAUUCGAGUUUAUCUGCGUCUAGACGUCCCUCAAAACCAUACCUCUCCCUCCACCUGGUUACAUAAUGGACAUUUCUUCUAUCCCUGGAUUCCAUUUUAAUUACAUCAAGUAUUUCUCGUCCCCAGUAAAUUCUGGGACCUCUUGUGAGGAUUUGCCCCCCCCCCCAUGGUUGGUACUGUUAAAAAUCCCUUAGCCACCUCUUCUAUAUAACAAGUCAAUUUAACAAGUAAUUCAAAAUAGCUUCACACAACAACACCUUGAAUCACCCCUUCCUGUAUAUGUAAUCUUGACUAGUCCCCCAGAAUUAUCUCAUACUUUUACAGAGGGAUUGAUCCCCACAAUGUAAUCUUGAUAAUUCCUGACAGUCUCAUACAACAGGAAUGGGUUCUCCCUCCUCUAUACAACCACCUCUCCCUGUAUAUGUAGUCUUGACUAGUCCCCCAGAAUUAUCUCAUACUUUUACAGAGGGAUUGAUCCCCACAAUGUAAUCUUGAUAAUUCCUGACAGUCUCAUACAACAGGAAUGGGUUCUCCCUCCUCUAUACAACCACCUGGAAUUAUUCAUGUGACUUUUGAGCAAACAUUAGGUCUCACACGUAUACAACCUUACAUGAUUAUUGGUGUUGUAUCGGUAACCUGGAGUUUAUAAGGCUCCAGAACGGAUAGAGUUACAGCAAAAUCUACAGUUGUUUGUGACUUUUGACUUAACUAAUAUUCUAUUUCUCACACAUGCUAUUUUAAUUCCUUCUGGUGUACUUUUUGUAUUUGUUUAACCCGGAUUAUUUGUUGACUGCGCAAUAAUCUCUUACAGGUUACAUCCCAUAGGUGUACUUUUAAUAGUUCCUUCUAUUUCAACACCGGGUAGUUUCUUUUGGUAAUGGCCUAUUACCGUGAAUCAUUACGGACCCACCACCAGGUUGACUAGUCCCCCAGAAUUAUCUCAUACUUUACGGAGGAGUCUAUCCUCACAAUGUGUAAUCUUGAUAAUUCCUGACAGUCAACCCCACUUAAAAUGGCUACGCAUUGAUCAAUUUGCUACUUUUCAAUAUUUUAGCAAGUUCUCAAAUCAAUUUCACCAAGUAAUGAAUAAAGACUACUGACCUUAUCCUUGCAGCCGAGAUUCAAUGUAGGUUUGGAUUCCGUCACCGUCUCUGUCAUUAAUCAGGUGUCCUCUGGCCUGUUUUAACCCUUAAUGUCAAAGGGCAGGACUUUCUAUUUACGAAUGUAUCAUUCGCCCGUCGACGGUUUUCAGAGUUACCUGGAAUGACAGAAACAGGGUAUUGGAGUCCGGCUCAGAAGGACCAAGCUGUUAAGUGAAUUAUUUAACAAACUAUUUUAGUGUCUCUGUGCGUCUCCCAAAAGGUUGUAAGUCUUUUGGGAUUUAAGUAACGCCCAGAGUCCCGGUCUGCAUGGUCAGAGAUAUUUAUUCAUUGAGAAUUCUGCCAUCACAAUUUCAGAGUCCAUCUUUUAUACUCAUACGUCAUACAAAAAGAAAUCCCUUCCCUCUGUAGGCGGGCUGUAGUUUUCCACUCUAAAACUGCUCUACUGACCUUCAGUUCACACACACACACAUAUACACACAUGCAUACACACAUACAUACACACACACACACACACAUAUCCUACUCCCUGCUUUACUCAGUUAUUGCCGUUCUCACAAUAUUCUGCACCAUGUUUUCAUAAGUUUCUCCCCUCCCUAAAUUGGGAGGCCUCUUUAUCUUAGUUUCUCAGUUGUCUUUGUUGUCUGGCCUGACUCUUACUCACAUUGCUAAAUAAUGGCUCAAUGCCAUAGCCUUUACUGGUCCUACACUCACACAUUAUACACAGUUUCAGGGUGUAAUAAUUAGUCAUUAAUAAUUAAUCUAUCACAACCUCAUCCUUCCUUACUGUAAAUCAGUUUCUACCAGGGGCAACCUCACCUUCCUUACUGUAAAUCAGUUUCUUCCAGGGGAAACUUCAUCCCUUCCUUACUGUAUCUCUAUAUGUGUUGUUAUGUUGUUGAAUGCUAACGGUAACCAUGUUGUUGUGUUGCAGGUUCAGGGGUGAGAUAGAGGUAGUGGGUUACACUGACGGAGAAGGCAGGGCUUACUGUGUCUCCCCCUUACUGCUCCAGAGUGGAUGGGUUCCCUUUGACGUCUCUACAGAUGGCCGGAACUUCAACAGUUCUGGAGAAUACCUGUCAGGUGAGAGUUCCAGUUUGAGAACACUACAGUUACAGUAUAUGUGUAUACACAGUUUUUUAUUUAUUUUUUAUAACUCUCGUUAAUGUUUAGUAAAUGCUGUCUAAAAAGAUGGCCUCACUGUUGAGGAUGAGAUGUACACCGUAAACCAAAGUUCAUUGCACUUGCCUGAAGCUUUAUCAAGAUAAGAUUAAAGAUAGGAUAAGAUAUUAAGAUAAGAUGUAAAUAACUCCAGAGAGCUUUGAAACGAUGUUAUUUCACAUUAUCUGCUACUCCCAUGUGCAAGUUGUGUUGUGUUUCCUACAUUUCCAAAGAUGCAUAUUUCUCUUGUAGCUACAGAGUUACAUUUACGUCAUUUAGCAGACGCUCUUAUCCAGAGCGACUUACAGUUAGUGAGUGCAUACAUUUUUCAUACUGUUGCAACAUAAUAUGAUUUCCUCACACAGUUGCAAUUGAAUCAUUUUCUCACACAUUCUCUAUUCUGCUCUCUCUAUCAGUCCACCCAAGUAAAAUGGACGCUGCAUUUAAAGUGACACUGGUGAAUUCAACACAGUGGCAAUACUAUGGCACCCCCAACACAUCUGGAACACUGAGGAUGACAUGGAACCCUUCUCUGAUUGGAGACAAGGACAGCGUCAACAUAGAACUAUGGGGCUACAGAGAGGUCAAUACCACUACUGCUAAUACUACACGGGAGGAAGAGUUGUCCCCCCUGAGGGCAGAAUGGACCUACCUGUACUCUCUCGGUAGAGGCCUGGCCAACAGCGGCAGUUUCAGCUUCACCCCCAAGUCUUCCGAGAAGCCCUACUCUGACUGGGAGAUGGGGAGUGUCAGAGUGAGCUCCAGUAUCUACUCCGAUGGAGCCAGGUAUGGAAUAUGUACUGUACUGUACUGUACAUGGAGAGACAGGUAUGGAAUAUGUGCAUGUACUGUACAUGGAGAGACAGGUAUGGAAUAUGUACUGUACAUGGAGAGACAGGUAUGGAAUAUGUGCAUGUACUGUACUGUACAUGGAGACAGGUAUGGAAUAUGUGCAUGUACUGUACUGUACAUGGAGAGACAGGUAUGGAAUAUGUGCAUGUACUGUACUGUACAUGGAGACAGGUAUGGAAUAUGUGCAUGUACUGUACAUGGAGAGACAGGUAUGGAAUAUGUGCAUGUACUGUACAUGGAGAGACAGGUAUGGAAUAUGUGCAUGUACUGUACAUGGAGAGACAGGUAUGGAAUAUGUGCAUGUACUGUACUGUACAUGGAGAGACAGGUAUGGAAUAUGUACUGUACAUGGAGAGACAGGUAUGGAAUAUGUGCAUGUACUGUACUGUACAUGGAGAGACGGGUAUGGAAUAUGUGCAUGUACUGUACAUGGCAGAGUACUUGCACCUGAUUCAACUAAUUAACUAAUUAUCCCAAAAGUCCUUGAUGAGUUAAAACUGGGCUAGAGCAAAAAUGUGCAGUCCUGGCACGCAACUAGAGAGGACAAACAUAGGGACAAGGUAAGCGUUUCAUAAUGUAAAUGUUUUGAAGUAUUGACCUUGGGCGAAUCGAUGUAGUCGAAGCUGCAUUACACAAAGCCUGGUCUCUGCUCAACUCCGUUGGUGGAGUUCAUCAGAAAUGUCCUUCACCAUGGAGUUGAGUUUAGUCAGCUAACCAGCAGCCAGUGGCACUUGCCGCACUGAUAUCCAAUUUGCGGGUGCUUUUUCAAAGCCUAUGUCAGAUACUCCAGUGAGUGUAAUAAUCUCAAAUGAGUGCAAUUUGCUCAAUAUUAAGAGUUUAUAAAUAAAGUUGACAUCAUUAGAAAAGAGGAGAAUAUCUUCUUUCAAUGGUUGAAUACCCCUGCUUUAGUGAACUAUCCCUUUAAAAAUGCAAAGUAUGCCUCUCGACCUGUCCAGAAACAUUAGGGCUGUGUGUUGUGGGGUCCAUGCCCUGGCCUGAUACCUUACUCAAUCAGGACCCAGACUUCAGAGUCCUCUCUCACUAACUAUAUACCUGUAAUUGUGCAUAGAUAUACCGUCCCUGUGUAUAAACCUUGUAACUGUGUCCAGGAACGUCAGAGCUGUGUGGAGUGGGGCCCAUGCCUUGGCCUGGCACCUGGAGGAAGCCUUCAGGCAGGACUCCGCAGCCUGGGCCCUGGACAGGUGUCUGACCUGGGAUGUCCUGGAGAAGAGCCUCCCUAACUUCCUGGAGGAGGUGAUGGACUGUCCCUGUACCCUGGCCCAGGCCCGCGCAGACACCGGCAGGUUCCAUGUAAGAACUCCUUGUUCUUUGAGGACCAAUAACCCCUCAACCAAAGAGCACCUUCAAGCUAGGUUUUAGAUGAUCUGAUAGUGUAUCCUUGUAGCACUCCCCUUUAAAAGUGACUUUGUCUGAUGUUUCAGACUGACUACGGCUGUGACAUGGAGAAGGGGAGUGUGUGUACGUACCACCCUGGCUCUGUACACUGUGUCCGAGCUAUACAGGCAAGGUAGGCGACACGGCCACCGUAUCUCUUAAGUGUGGGAGGAUUCAGAAGAAGUAUUUAUUUGACACCUACUGACAAGAAGUUAUAUUUUAUCAUAAAAAUAUAUAACUUUCCUAAGUCAACAAUUGGUAUACCAAACAAACAGUAACAAACACCAGCUGUAUCAAUAACAGCCGAUUCUCCCAUCCCCAGCCCUAUGUACAGAGCAGGACAGCAGUGUUGCUAUGACAGCACGGGGGCCCAGGUUCUGACAGGGGACUCGAUUGGAGGCAGCACCCCAGAUCGGGCCCACGACUGGGGCUCCCCUCCCUACAGAGACCCCCCUCGGAUCCCCAGCCUCUCCCACUGGAUGUACGACGUCCUGACAUUCUACUACUGCUGUCUGUGGUCUGACCACUGCCGGAUCUACUUUACACACAGACCCUCCAGCGGAUGUAGACAAUACACACCACCUAGAGCUGGUGAGGAACUCAUGGGUGUUUACAGUAGAAUAGAAUGCUGUUGGGCUGUUACAGAGCCAUCUACUGUAUAUAUAAUGUAGUUGUGCUAAAAAGUGGUAAGACUUGGGGGAAAGUUUUGAGUACCGUAAUUUUCGGACUACAAGCCGCGCCUUUUUUCCCAUUUUUCGACCCUGCGGCUUAUAUAACGGUGCGGCUAAUCUAUGGAUUUUUACAGCUAACGGCCACUAGAAGACCUCCUAAAUCUAUGGAUUUUACAGGUUACAGUCCACCAACUUUAACUCUAUGGGCUCUAUGACCGGUCCGCGCCCUCCACCUUUAAGCGGCGGGCUCCAGCAGGAAAAGCUGGAGGCCGGGAAAAGAGUGAGACAGGUAGCGCGUAAAAGUGGAACCGAGAGUGGUACGAGAGACAGAACGAGAGACAGAACGAGAGCAAGACAGACAGACAUUACGAGAGCGAGACAGUUUGUCUCUUUCCCGACAAUCCCCUCUGUGCACGAACCCUUACAUAUGGUAAUUAAACAUUAAAACACCUGCGGAUUAUAGUCCAGUGCGGCUUAUAUAUGUACACAUUAUUCAAUAUCAUUCAAUUUAGCUGCUGCGGCUUAUACUCCGGUGCGCCUUAUAGUGCGGAAAAUACGGUACUUAUCAUAGUUUGGUCUCUCCCUGAGCCUCUUCUCUUGUAAUGCUGUGUUGUCUCUACAACACAAACAAGUGCCAAACUGCUAUUUCUCCCUGUAAAGAUUCUUCUCCUAUUUUUUCUCUUUCUCCACCUCCUAGGUGCAGUCCUAGGGGACCCUCAUUUUAUAACGUUUGACGGUGUGAGCUACACCUUCAAUGGGAAAGGAGAGUACUACCUGGUUCUCUCGCCAGACAGAGGGCUCAGUGUUCAGGGCCGGACAGAGCAGGUUAAACUAGAGAAUGGUGAGUUUGUUCUCCACUGGGAAAAGGGCCUGUCUGUUUUGUAGUGUACAGAGACAGAGAGGCCUACCACCCUGGCCUCCUCUCUCUAGGCUGUUUCUACCUCUGUCUCUGCCUCUCUGUCUCUCUAUCUCUACCCUUCUGUCUCGGUCUCUACCUCUCUGUCUCUACCUCUCUGUCUCUACCUCUCUGUCUCUACCUCUCUGUCUCUGCCCCUCGGUAUCUACCUCUCUGUCUCUACCUCUCUGUCUCUGCCCCUCGGUAUCUACCUCUCUGUCUCUACCUCUCUGCCUCUACCUCUCUGCCUCUACCUCUCUGCCUCUCUACCUCUCUGCCUCUCUGUCUCUACCUCUCUGCCUCUCUGUCUCUACCUCUCUGCCUCUCUGUCUCUACCUCUCUGCCUCUCUGUCUCUACCUCUCUGUCUCUACCUCUCUGCCUCUACCUCUCUGCCUCUCUACCUCUUGCCUCUCUGUCUCUACCUCUCUGCCUCUCUGUCUCUACCUCUCUGCCUCUCUGUCUCUACCUCUCUGCCUCUCUCUCUACCUCUCUGCCUCUCUGUCUCUACCUCUGCCUCUCUGUCUCUACCUCUCUGCCUCUCUCUCUACCUCUCUGUCUCUACCUCUCUGUCUCUCUGUCUCUCUGUCUCUACCUCUCUGUCUCUGUCUCUACCUCUCUGCCUCUACCUCUCUGUCUCUCUGUCUCUACCUCUCUGCCUCUCUGUCUCUACCUCUCUGCCUCUCUCUCUACCUCUCUGUCUCUACCUCUCUGUCUCUACCUCUCUGUCUCUACCUCUCUGUCUCUGUCUCUACCUCUCUGUCUCUACCUCUCUGUCUCUACCUCUCUGUCUCUACCUCUCUGUCUCUACCUCUCUACCUCUCUGUCUCUCUGUCUCUACCUCUCUGUCUCUGUCUCUACCUCUCUGUCUCUACCUCUCUGUCUCUCUGUCUCUACCUCUCUGUCUCUACCUCUCUGUCUCUGUCUCAGUCUCUACCUCUCUGUCUCUGUCUCUACCUCUCUGUCUCUCUCUCUCUCUCUCUCUCUGUCUCUGUCUCUCUACCUCUCUGUCUCUGCCUCUGUCUCUGCCUCUGUCUCUACCUCUCUGUCUCUACCUCUCUCUGUCUCUGCCUCUGUCUCAACCUCUCUCUCUAUACCUCUCUCUCUCUACCUCUCUGUCUCUACCUCUCUCUGUCUCUACCUCUCUCUGUCUCUACCUCCUUCUCUGCAUCUGUCUGUCUGCCUCUACCUCUCUGCCUCUCUGCCUCUCUGCCUCUACCUCUCUGCCUCUACCUCUCUGCCUCUCUGCCUCUACCUCUCUGCCUCUACCUCUCUGCCUCUACCUCUCUGCCUCUCUGCCUCUACCUCUCUGCCUCUACCUCUCUGCCUCUACCUCUCUGUCUCUACCUCUCUGUCUCUACCUCUCUGCCUCUACCUCUCUGCCUCUGCCUCUCUGCCUCUACCUCUCUGCCUCUCUGCCUCUGCCUCUCUGCCUCUACCUCUCUGCCUCUACCUCUCUGCCUCUCCCUCUCUGCCUCUACCUCUCUGUCAAAUCAAAUCAAAUCAAAUCAAAUCAAAUGUUAUUGGUCACAUGCGCCGAAUACAACAGGUGCAGACAUUACAGUGAAAUGCUUACUUACAGCCCUUAACCAACAGUGCAUUUAUUUUAAACAAAAAAAGUAAGAAUAAAACAACAACAAAAAAAGUGUUGAGAAAAAAAGAGCAGAAGUAAAAUAAAGUGACAGUAGGGAGGCUAUAUAUACAGGGGGGUACCGUUGCAGAGUCAAUGUGCGGGGGCACCGGCUAGUUGAUGUAGUUGAGGUAAUAUGUACAUGUGGGUAGAGUUAAAGUGACUAUGCAUAAAUACUUAACAGAGUAGCAGCAGCGUAAAAAGGAUGGGGUGGGGGGGCAGUGCAAAUAGUCCGGGUAGCCAUGAUUAGCUGUUCAGGAGUCUUAUGGCUUGGGGGUAGAAGCUGUUGAGAAUUCUUUUGGACCUAGACUUGGCACUCCGGUACCGCUUGCCGUGCGGUAGCAGAGAGAACAGUCUAUGACUCGGGUGGCUGGAGUCUUUGACAAUUUUGAGGGCCUUCCUCUGACACCGCCUGGUAUAGAGGUCCUGGAUGGCAGGGAGCUUUGCCCCAGUGAUGUACUGGGCCGUACGCACUACCCUCUGUAGUGCCUUGCGGUCAGAGGCCAAGCAGUUGCCAUACCAGGCGGUGAUGCAACCAGUCAGGAUGCUCUCGAUGGAGGAGGACCCAUGCCAAAUCUUUUUAGUCUCCUGAGGGGGAAUAGGCUUUGUCGUGCCCUCUUCACGACUGUCUUGGUGUGUUUGGACCAUGAUAGUUCGUUGGUGAUGUGGACACCAAGGAACUUGAAGCUCUCAACCUGUUCCACUACAGCCCCGUCGAUGAGAAUGGGGGCGUGCUCAGUCCUCUUUUUUUUCCUGUAGUCCACAAUCAUCUCCUUUGUCUUGGUCACGUUGAGGGAGAGGUUGUUGUCCUGGCACCACACGGCCAGAUCUCUGACCUCCUCCCUAUAGGCUGUCUCAUCGUUGUCGGUGAUCAGGCCUACCACUGUUGUGUCGUCGGCAAACUUAAUGAUGGUGUUGGAGUCGUGCUUGGCCAUGCAGUCAUGGGUGAACAGAGAGUACAGGAGGGGACUGAGCACGCACCCCUGAGGGGCCCCCGUGUUGAGGAUCAGUGUGGCAGAUGUGUUGUUACCUACCCUUACCACCUGGGGGCGGCCCGUCAGGAAGUCCAGGAUCCAGUUGCAGAGGGAGGUGUUUAGUCCCAGGAUCCUUAGCUUAGUGAGGCAGAGACCUCUGCCUCUACCUCUCUGCCUCUCUGCCUCUACCUCUCUGCCUCUGCCUCUCUGCCUCUCUGCCGCUCUGCCUCUACCUCUCUGCCUCUCUGUCUCUACCUCUCUGCCUCUAUCUCUAUGCCUCUCUCUCUGUCUCUACCUCUCUGCCUCUAACUCUAUGCCUCUGUCUCUGCCUCUCUGGGUCUACCUCUCUGCCUCUAACUCUAUGCCUCGGUCUCUGCCUCUCUGGCGCUACCUCUCUGCCCCUGUCUCUGUUUCUCUGUCUCUGCCUCUACCUCUAUGCCUCGGUCUCUGUCCCUCUGUCUCUACCUCUCUGUCUCUACCUCUCUGCCACUCUGUCUCUACCUCUAUGCCUCGGUCUCUGUCUCUCUGUCUCUGCCUCUCUGUCUCUGUCUCUACCUCUGUCUCUGUCUCUACCUCUCUGCCUCAGUCUCUACCUCUCUGUCUCUGCCUCUCUGUUUCUGCCUCUGUCUCUACCUCUCUGCCUCUAACUCUAUGCCUCUCGGUCUCUGCCUCUCUGGCUCUACCUCUCUGCCUCUAACUCUAUGCCUCGGUCUCUGCCUCUCUGGCUCUACCUCUCUGCCUCUAACUCUAUGCCUCAGUCUCUGCCUCUCGGUCUCUGGCUCUACCUCUCUGCCCCUGUCUCUGUUUCUCUGUCUCUGCCUCUACCUCUCUGCCUCUAUGCCUCGGUCUCUGUCUCUCUGUCUCUACCUCUCUGUCUCUCUGUCUCUACCUCUCUACCUCUCUGUCUCUCUGUCUCUACCUCUCUGCCUCUAACUCUAUGCCUCGGUCUCUGCCUCUCUCUCUCUACCUCUCUGCCUCUGUGUCAGCUUCUAUUUGUUUGGCUGCUCAGGGAUUCAGGCUCGUCUCGAUUCUGUAAUAGUUAGGCGGUUUGCAGAGCGAAGCGGUCUGGUCUUGAGAUACUUGUGGGAGUGAAAACAUUUUGGAGCUGUAAAAAGACAUCUUAUUUCAACAACUUGUUUCCUCUUGUUCUCUCCCAAUCUCUCUGGGUCAAUCUGACUCUAGAACAGCUGUUAUGAAGAGAACAGUGGUUAGGAGCUCCUCCAAACCCAUUACUUUACAUAAAGCAGAUCUGAAGCCAAAUCAGUGAAGAUGGCCAAAUGUCAGUGGUAGGGCUCAUACCCAAAACGUGUGUGAGGCAAUACAAAUAUGUCAAUGUAAAUGUAUUUACCGGAGUGCUGCCCUAUUUCUGGUCAUUGGAUUAUUUACCAGGAUCCAGCACCCGAUUUUUAAGUUUUCUAAAAGAUGGAGUCGACCACGUUGUUUAUCUUUUCAGAUGUCAGUGGUAUUCAGCUCAUCAUUUCUGACGGAUCAAUAGAACGUCUGGAUACGGGCUGAUGUUGCCAAGAGCUUUCAAUUUAAGAUUAUAUUAUACACUGAGUGUACAAAACAUUAGGAACACCUUCCUAAUAUUGAGUUGCACCACCUUUUGCCCUCAGAACAGCCUCAAUUUGUCGGGGCAUGGACUCUACAAGGUGUUGAAAGCGUUCCACAGGGAUGCUGGCCCAUGUUGACUCCAAUGCUUUCCACAGUUGUGUCAAGUUGGCUGGAUGUCCUUUGGGUGGUGGACCAUUCUUGAUACACACGGGAAACUGUUGAGCGUGAAAAACCCAGCAGCGUUGCAGUUCUUGACACACUCAAACCGGUGCACCUGGCACCUACUACCAUAACCCGUUCAGUCACUUAAAUCUUUUGUCUUGCCCAUUCGACCCUCUGAAUGGAACACAUACACAAUCCAUUGUCUCAAGGCUUAAAAAUCCUUCUUUAACCUGUCUCCUCCCCUUCAUCUACACUGAUUGAAGUGGAUUUUAAGAAGUGACAUCAAUAAGGGAUCAUAGUUUUCAUCUGGAUUCACCUCUGCAGUCUAUGUCAUGGAAAGAGCAUUCCUAAUGUUUUGUACACUCAGUGUAUCUUAUGUAUAUUUGAGGCUAUGCGUAUGAAGUCGAAUCCUCUACAUUAAUUACAGCUUAUGUUAAAGUGUGUCCGCACUUUAGGCCUACAGUAAUUAAGCAUUCAAACAAGUGUCAAGUUGGCACUGAAACCUUAGCCCAGGGUUAUUCAACUAUAUUCUUACGGGGGCCAGAUCAAAAAAAUAAUACAUUUUCCACAUGAUUAUUCUUCGGAAGAACUGUAUAAAAAAAAAAGCAACGCACACAAACCAAUAAAGCACUUUUCUUAAAAUGAAAUGUUGCUAAAACCAAUGUGAGUUGAGGUGCAACCAAAAAGGAAAAGACACAAUGCUCACUCACCAUUUCAACUAUUUAAAGCUUGUGAAAAGCAUUUCGAAAUCAUCUGAAAACUAAGCUUCUCAAUAAAUAAGACAAAGAUAUGUCAAAUCAGGUAAUGCCAAAUUCCUGUCUGAAGGAAUUAGGAUUUUUUUUGUUGUCACACUCUCUUCUAACGAGUCCUUGCCAGAGAGGGAAACAGAAGUCAAGUAGGUGUUCCUGAGAGUCGUAGCUUUCAGGAAUGGGGUCAUAAUAUUUUGUAGCUUAAACCAUUCAAACGCUACAUAGGCGCUAGAAACAACGCUUGUCAUUUUGGCACUGAACGUCGGAUUUUGCCGUAGAUUUUUUUUGCUGAUCUUUUAUUCAUGUUCAGAAUUGAUCAAAGGGCCAGUCUAAAUUUAUAAACGAGGCCCGUGGGCCGCCAGAUGAAUAGCCCUGCUUAGCCAAUAAUUUUCUGAGAAUCUGUUACACAUGUUAAUCUCUUAGGUACCUUAACCUAUAUAGGUUUUACCUGAGAGUAUGUUAUUUGUAUAAUCCCUCAGGUACAUUAUCCAAAGCUACCAGACUAUCGGCGGUGGCUAUGAAGGAGAGGAGCUCUGAUGUCAUAGAGGUGCGCCAGGCAGAGCAGCAGGACCAGCUGGAGGUGUUGAGGAACCAGCAGGUCCUCUCCUUCACAGAGCAGAGAUGGAUGGACCUACAUGGUAAGAGAUAGAAUAUCAGGCCUCAAUAUAAUCUGGUUUGUGUGCCGUGCUUAUAUUGUUUAAAAUAUGAAUUAAAGUUAAUCUCAACUAGUCUCUUGUUACUGGCCAGUGGGUGCCAAGAUUACAUCUCAACAAACAGAUAUCAAGUUAAUUUGGAGACAAAUCCUUACUUGAGGAAUGAGCACAUUGCCUAAAACUUCUACACAAAUCUCCCACCAUUGAGUGAUGUUAUGUGCAUGUAUCUCUCCCUCUGAAGAUGCGUUCUGCGUUUCUCCUCCCUUCAGGUGUGUUCCUGUACUCCCCAACACCCCAGAACGUGACCGUCAUGUUCUCCUCUGGGGUGGGGGUGGAGGUACGGGGGCGAGAGGGGGGUACCAUGGCCCUUACCGUGCUGCUCCCCUCAGACUACACCAACCUCACCCAGGGCUUGCUGGGACAGAUGAACUCUGACCCCUUAGAUGACCUCCUGACCAGCCUGGGAGAUGUCGUCUUCCCUGACAACCCCAGCCCUGAGGAAAUCUUCACCUUCGGAGCUGGCUGUGAGUCCCUGGGCCUCUGUCUGCAUUGA